AUGGGGGCGCGGCUGGGCCGGCGGUCCGGACCCGAGGCUGGCCCCGAGGCUGGGGCGGCGGUGGGGUGUGGGCCCGCGCCCUAUGAGCGCCGGGUGCGCUGGCUCCGCGAGAUCCAGUCCACGCUCCGCGAGCGGCGGCCCGAGCGCGCCCGGCAGCUGCUGCGCCUCCUGCGCCAGGACCUGGGCCUUGAGGGCACCCUCCUCACUGACAUCCUCUACAGGAACGUGGCCUUCCUCAACCUGGUGGACCCCAUCUCCCACGACCUGCUUGUGAACUUGGCCCGGGACCUGCAGUGCCCCAAGGCGGACUAUGAGCUCUGGAAGUCCUCGGACAAAAUUUGCCGGCAGCUCAUCUACCACCUCACCCCUCACUCCAAGCGGCAGAGAGAGUCCAGCCUGCCCCAGAAGAAGACCCAGAGCUGCCUCAAGAGCAGCCUCCAGAAGACUCUGCUGGCAGGGGAGACUGUGAACCUUUCAGGGAUCCCGCUGUCAACACGGGACGUGGAGCACAUAAAGCGCUACCUGGGCAGCCAGGGCGCUGGGCUCACAGCGCUGGACCUGAGCUUCACAGGACUGAGCGACGAGCUGCUGCACCUGCUGCUGCCCAGCCUGUGGACGCUGCCUCGCCUUUCCCAGCUCCUGCUCAACGGCAACCGGCUGACACGGGCUGCUGCCCGUGAGCUCACCGAGGCCGUCAAGGAUGCGGCCAAGUUCCCUGCGCUGGCCUGGGUGGACCUGGGCAACAAUGAGGACGUGGCCUCCCUGCCCCAGCCCCUGCUGGUCGGCCUGCGCCGGCGGCUGAACCAGCGCACCUCGCUCCCCACAAUCUAUGAAGGUCUGGACCUCGAGCCCGAGGGCAGCACAGCUGGGGCCACCACUGCCGCCUCCACCUGGGGCUCCGCAGCUGCUGGGCCAGGGUCCGGGUUACAGGCCUGCUGUACCAGGUGACCGCCCCCACCCUGGCUCCUGCCGCCUGGCUGACAAUGCCCCCAAGCACCUGGGAUGGGGACGAUGGAGGCCCUGGAGGCCCCCCAGAUCCGCAGAGAUCCAGUGCACAGCCUGGGAUUCAGGGGAUGGAUGGAGAAUGGGCUCAUCAGAGGCUCGAGGGUCAGCCCAGGCUGGGGUCUCAGCCUUUCCUCAGCAGGAGGGGUCCAGCGCCUGCUGUGCAGACCCCACAAUAAAAGGCGAU
Molecule: messenger RNA, 1189 nt
Organism: Pteronotus mesoamericanus
Lineage: Eukaryota; Metazoa; Chordata; Mammalia; Chiroptera; Mormoopidae
Gene: LRRC75B
Product: leucine rich repeat containing 75B
Exons: 4
Coding region: 1-948 (315 amino acids)
Source: RefSeq, a predicted model, not a curated record